Messenger RNA from Bolinopsis microptera, 1239 nucleotides. RefSeq lists its product as uncharacterized. The record is from RefSeq and is a predicted model, not a curated record. The coding region runs from base 211 to 840 and encodes 209 amino acids. NCBI's taxonomy places the organism in Eukaryota, Metazoa, Ctenophora, Tentaculata, Lobata, Bolinopsidae. The transcript is spliced from 5 exons.
GUUGCCUUUGAAGAAAAUAAUUGAGUGUCGUGUAUUGAUAUUUCCAUUCGUCUGAUUCUAGUCUGCCAACUUUAUCUUGUCUUCGUUUACAACUUGUUAUUUGAAUCGCCCAUGACAACUACUGGUCAAAUUAAAUCACAAUUUAAUCGAAAACUUAAGGCUUAGCGGGACAUAGAGAACCGAAUCCUAGCUUACGAAGCAGACGCCAGGAUGAUAAGUGAGCGGGCACUAGAACGUACCGUGAUGGAUGAGAGUUCGGGAAAUGUCCAGUUUAAAACCCAGAAGAACAUGGCGAAUCAGAGGGAGUUUAUUGAGCUGGCUGGCAGGCAAACUACUGCUUUCAGACAUUCUAUUAGAUCAAUGCGCUGUUUGAACAACGCAAUAGCUACGAUGAGGAGUCGAGUAGACACCACACGAAGAGUAAAAGAUAGACAAGACUCCGAGAAGUCACCCCCUCGUGCUGGCUCACUGGCCACCACCUCCAGCCGGAGUACACUAGACGGCAUACCUAACUGGAGGCGGAAUAGCAAACACAAAAACAGAGUGCCGCCGAUGCCGCCGACGCAAUCACAAGACACUCCACGAAAGAGAACAAACAUUCUGACAAAGUUCCCCAACAUUCCAGUCAACUUCAGAUGUUUGGAACAGACUGGGGACCGAACCAGACCAAUCAGUUACUCCGACUUCCUUCUUACCAACACCUCUGUGCAGCACAGAAACGGUCCUACACCGAGCAAGUCGGCGCCAGCGGGAGUGAGGGAGAUCAUAAGGUACGAAUCUGUUCAGGAGAGAACUCGGCGAGUGAGGAGAAUCAUGGGCAACAGUGCCCAUUACGGGUGAAAAAUAUAUAUUUUGUAUCUUUCUAUCAGAACACAUAACUUCGGAUUAGAUUAGAUAAACUGACGUAUAGCAGCGGGGAAAUAUGCUAUUUGAAAUACUACGAGCAAAGAAACUACAACAAUCUCAGCAUCAUUUGGUCAUCAGACUGUGAAAAUUUUCUGCAAAAGCAUCCUUACGACUACGUUCAAGAACUUGUUUAUGUAAUUUUUUAUUGCUUAAACAUUUUACAAAACUACAUAGCAGCAAUCAACUUGUAAACUUUGAAGUAUGAAUGAUAAUUUCAGAUGUAGAUACUAGAUAACAAUAAAGGUUGUAAACGUAAAAUGUUCUGUUCAAUAUUUUAACUACAAGAAGCCAAAACGUUUACUUCUUGUUAGCAAUAAAUUCACAAAAAUCACA